Erythranthe guttata (spotted monkey flower) is the source of this 1551-nucleotide messenger RNA. The record is from RefSeq and is a predicted model, not a curated record. Lineage: Eukaryota; Viridiplantae; Streptophyta; Magnoliopsida; Lamiales; Phrymaceae.
AAUACCACCUACUAACUCAAUAAUGUACACUAAAAAAAUGAUCUAUUUAUAAAAAUCACAUCCCACAAAAAUUUCUAAGAGAAAAAAAAAAUAAAAAAAAUGAAACAUCUUACAGAUCAUUCCCAUGACCUAAAACCCUACGAUUCAUCGUCAUCGGCUAAGCAAGAAGAUGAAGAGAUUGUUAUCUGCUCGGUCUGCAUUCUACAGCUAUCAUCCUCCGAUGCCUACGCCUGCACGAAAACCGACUGCAAAUUCAUCCUCCAUAAAUCGUGUUUCGAAUUACCGCACAAGUUCAAGCACAAAUCCCACCCGGACCACGUUUUCACCCUACUCUCCGAGUUGCAUCCCAGCAGUACUACUAGCCUUUCCUGCAGUGCGUGCAGUGACGCCGUAACCGGGUUCGCGUUCCAGUGCGACAGCUGCGAUUACAAGAUGCAUGUGAAGUGCGCUUUAUUGCCCGAAACCGUGGAGUGCAGAGCCCACGAGCACAAGCAUCUUGAUCUGUACUAUUCGACGUCGAAAAUUCGUUACGAGGAGUAUUCUAAUGUCUUCUCCUGUGACGUGUGCGAUGGUGACGUGGCGGAAGGGUAUUGGACGUAUUACUGUAAGGAGUGCGAUUUCGGUGCGCAUUUGGAUUGCGCCACGGCGGCCACCGGUGAAGCUGGGAAGAAUGGAGAAGGGAAAGGAAGAGAAGGCGGUCUUUGUUUUUUCGGUUUGAUGUCUAAGUGUUUUUGUUUGCCGCAAAAAUUACCCUCAGAAGGCCUUUACACAGAAUUCAGAUUUGCUCACCCUCCUUCGACCACCGCCGCCAGCGUCCCUUUCCCCAAAAAGAUCAUCUUCAUCUUCGUCCUCUACAUGCCAACCUCCGCCCCUGCCGCCAUCGGAAUUCAGAUCUGCUCAUCCACCUUCGACGAAAUAAAAAGAAAGAUGAGGGAGGAGAGGAAAAAUUGUGUCCACGAGCACGUGCUGGUACCCCUUGAACCGGACGACGACGGAGAAGAAAUCACAUGCAACGGGUGCAAAGGUGAGAUAGACGAGCAGUUCUACGGUUGCAUAGACUGCAAAUUCUGCCUCCACGAGGAUUGCGCGGAAGCUCCUCGGUCCAUGGAGCACCCGUCUCAUCCCUCGCAUCCAUUGGCCCUCCACGCAACGCCUACCUACCCGAGCCAAACCUUUUGUUGCGCUGCAUGUGGAAAAGUAGGUAAAGGCUUCGGCUUCAGCUGCGCCCAUUGUUCGUUUGAUCUACAUGUUUCCUGCUCGGAUAUGGCUCCAACUCUUUUUGACGAAGAUGAACAUCCGCACGGACUCAAACUUGUUUGUGAACCGGAUAAAUUAACCGCCGAGCUCGUCUGCAAUAAAUGUUGUCUUCCGAAUGAGGGUUAUUGGGUUUAUUAUUGCGAAACGUGUAAAUUCGCCGUCCAUGGAACCGAGAGGGAGAAAGACCAGAUUGCCCGACAGUUGCUGCGCGACGCACUUAAUGCGGCUGCUGACUAUUUCAAGGUCGAGUACUUGAUGCAUCAAAAAGAAAAAAGAGAGUAUAAUGAUACAUAA